This is a messenger RNA of Penicillium antarcticum, 1296 nucleotides long. Its product is annotated as alpha/beta hydrolase. Bases 1 to 1296 code for a protein of 431 amino acids. The record is from RefSeq and is a predicted model, not a curated record. The transcript is spliced from 5 exons. NCBI's taxonomy places the organism in Eukaryota, Fungi, Ascomycota, Eurotiomycetes, Eurotiales, Aspergillaceae.
AUGUCUCUCUCUCCUCCGCUCACCUCCGCAUGUCAACAACAUCACACAAUGAUUGAGCUCAAGCCCAUUUUCAGAAAAGCCUAUUGGUCUCUGGCUGCCGGUGGUCUUCUAUAUGUGCUAUUUAUCUGCGCUUUGACUUUCCCAGAGGUCCAGCGUUUUUGCCUCUAUGCCAAUAAGAUCAACCCAGCUUUGUGGCAGGAUGUGAACCUUGUCGAGCAAUUUGGGUUUCUAAGGACUCAAGUCCAGCCUUUCAAUUUGGUGACACCUGAUAACGAAACCAUCUACGGGUGGCACUUGAUUCCCUUGCAUCUUUGCCGGGAGCAUGAAGAGGUACUGAUGGACAAUGCUGCAACAGGUCCAGCAGAGGACUAUACCCUGACUACUGCCUUUAAACUCCUUGCCAAUGAUCCCAAUGCACGAGUUGUUGUGAACUUCCACGGCAAUGCGGCUCAUCUGGGAUCUGCUCAACGUCCUGCUACCUACAAUACAAUGCUCAGUCUCUCUACUCCUUCCAACCCAGUUCAUGUCUUCACCAUUGACUACCGUGGAUUUGGCGUGAGCACUGGCAGUCCCACAGAAGAGGGCCUCAUCACAGAUGCUGUGUCUCUGAUUAACUUCCUUACAGCAGGGCCAUUGAAGAUUCCAACUUCCCGCAUAGUUCUUACGGGCCAGAGUCUCGGAACUGCUGUUACAGCUGCAGUCGCUGAACGCUUUGCUUUUGGAUCUCCUGACCCUAAAGCUAUUCAGCCAGCCAUCCAGAAUGCCGAGCCUUUCGCAGGCAUUGUUCUUCUGGCAUCAUUUGGUAGCUUGACUAGCGUCAUUGAAAAUUACAGCCUUAAGGGUAUGACACCUCCAAUGCUGUCCCCUCUCAUGGGAUACCCUCGCUUCCAGAGAUGGGUGUUGAGUCAUAUUGUGGACCACUGGGAUACAGUUGGAAGAGUAGCUCGCCUCACUGGUAUUGAACCAGCAGAGGCGGACGCUUCGGGUCUUCAGUAUACCGACAAGAGUCUCGAUCUCACAAUCGUACAUGCAAUGGAUGAUGUCGAAAUCCCCUGGUAUGAAGGACGUCGUGUCUGGCAGGCCGCCACAGGUGAAAAUACCCCAGGUGCUCCUGGUGGCUUGAUAUAUUCUAAGCGUGAAGCAAGUAACCCAAGCGAAAUCAAGGUGUGGAGGAAUCAACUUGGCACUGAAGUUACGAAAACUGUUAGAUGGGAGCGGGUCGGUCACGGCGGUCAUAACCGUGUUGCAUCAUUUUCAGUGGCUGGCCUCGCCGUACUGAGGGCUUUUGAGGGUUGA